AUGCGGGGCUAUCAUCCUAGUUGUGAAGCUAUGAUCACCUCCACAUGGUCCAUAAGAGUUUUGGGUUUCCGCAUGUAUGUUCUCAACAGAAAACUCCAACUUCUCAAAUCAAAUUUAAAGUUUUGGGAGAAAAAAGCUUUUGGUAAUGUUAAGGAUAAUGUGGAUAUGGCUGAGUCCAAGCUCAAGGAUAUUCCAAAACCAAAUCGCCUCUAUAGGCCAUUCAGACCUACUUGCAAACCAAGAAAGAAAUGCACAAUGUAA
This is a messenger RNA of Lathyrus sativus (Indian pea), 261 nucleotides long. The record is from the annotation of a GenBank genome assembly. Lineage: Eukaryota; Viridiplantae; Streptophyta; Magnoliopsida; Fabales; Fabaceae.